AUGUUUUUGCUUCUGGAUCAAAAUUCCAGACUGCCUGAUGACUCUCAAGGUCUUUUUGUUGCUAUCCUUUGGUCUCUUUGGACUAGUAGAAACAACUUGAUUUUUCAAAAUUUUUCUGAAAAUCAUAAUGCUGUUAUAGAAAGAGCCAGAGCCAUGUUACUCACCAGGAAAAUUAUCCCUGUUGUUACCACUACUACCCCUAUAGUUCUAAGUGACAAAUGGAUGCCCCCUUCGUUUGGUUGGAUAAAAUGUAGCACAGAUGGAGCCUUUGAUGACAUUACUGGAGAAAAUGGUGCAGGUUAUGUGAUGAGAGAUUUCACUAGUAAAGCUUAUUUAUGUGCUGCUAUGGUGUUUGAAGUUUCAUCUGCAGAAGAAGCGGAAGCUAGAGCUAUCCGUGGAGUUCUAAAGAAAGCAGUGGAUCAGAAGAUGACGCAUAUCAUCAUAGAAAGCGAUGCAAAAAAACUGGUGGAACAAUUUUCUUCUGGACUUUUUGAUGGUGAUUCUAGUACGGAUGCCAUAUUCAAAGACAUUAAAUUGUAUUCUUCUAAGUUAUCGGCUUGUAUUUUUAGUUUUCAACCUAGGACCUGUAAUUAUGUUGAUCAUGAGCUAGCUCAAUGGGCAAAAUGUAAGAAAUCUUCCAUGUACUGGUCUGUGCCUCCUGCCUGGCUAGCACCAACAGUUGAGGGGGACCAUUAUCCUUUUGAAGGCCUUUGA
This is a messenger RNA of Papaver somniferum (opium poppy), 714 nucleotides long. RefSeq lists its product as uncharacterized. Gene Ontology annotation, molecular function: RNA-DNA hybrid ribonuclease activity; nucleic acid binding. Lineage: Eukaryota; Viridiplantae; Streptophyta; Magnoliopsida; Ranunculales; Papaveraceae. The transcript has a single exon. The record is from RefSeq and is a predicted model, not a curated record. The coding region runs from base 1 to 714 and encodes 237 amino acids.